Messenger RNA from Psylliodes chrysocephalus, 1530 nucleotides. The record is from the annotation of a GenBank genome assembly. Lineage: Eukaryota; Metazoa; Arthropoda; Insecta; Coleoptera; Chrysomelidae.
AUGUGCCCAAGAUGUCAUUUUUCGAAAUGCAAAUUUGAAGUUCUUCGAUCUACGUGUACAAUGUCAAAUAUUGCGUAUGUGUUUGAUAAUUUUGCGACGUAUAUGUUUGCUAUCUUUAUCUCCAUAUGGUCUACAGUUUUUACGGAAUUGUGGCAAAGAAGAGAAUCUAUUUUAAGAUUACAAUGGAAUCUAAGAGAUGUAGAACACGAGACCACAACCAGACCAGCAUUUUUUCAAACUAAAAAGACUAAGUAUUCACCUGUUACCGAUAGCGAAGAACCAUUUAUAUCGAUUUAUGAUAGAUGUGCCAAGUAUUCUUUCACGUUUGUUAUUGUUAUACUUGCGCUACUUCUAGUUCUUCUUGCUGUAGUUGGAGUUAUGAUAUACCGGAUUACUGUAAACACAAUUUUAUUAUCAAGAAAGCAAACAGAAAUAAUUACAAAAAAUAGACAAAUAAUAGCGUCAUCUACAGGUGCAUUAAUGUCAGCUUCUUUCAUUAUCGCUUUUAAACAGGUUUUUAAAAAAGUGUCGUUGUGGUUAACAGAGUUAGAAGAUCAUAGAACACAGUACGAGUUCGAUAAUGCUUACGUUUAUAAAGUCUAUGGAUUCGAAUUUGUAAAUAAUUAUGCUGCACCUAUGUAUAUCGCAUUUUUUAAGGGUAGAUUCUUUACUCAUCCUGGAGAUUUAAAAGUUUGGAAGGCUUAUGGUGGCCUGGGCUCAGAUUAUUGUGAUACUAGCGGGUGCACUCUGGAUUUGUGUGUUCAAUUAUUUACCAUAAUGGCUGUAAAAACGCUUUUCAGUAAUAUAACGCAGUACGUCAAUCCAAUCAUACAAAAGAAAUUGCAGAUUUGUCUGAAACGAGUUUCCAGACAUACACAACUUCCUUUUUAUCAAGAAGAAUUUAUUAAGCCCAAAACCGAUUAUUUCUUUUUGAUAGAUGAAUACGUAGAACAAGUGAUUUUGUAUGGAUUUGUCGUAUUUUUCAUAGCGGCAUUUCCUUUGGCACCGUUACUGGCAUUUGCAACAUGCGUCGGCGAGUUAAGAACCGACGCUUCAAAAAUCACGAGGAACUACAGAAGACCUAUUCCUCAAAGAGUAACCGGAUUGGGAGCUUGGUUAGUUAUUUUGCAAGCCGUCACAUAUGUAGGUGUGGUUACUAAUGCAUUUAUGAUUGCAUUUACAAGCAAUGUGGUGGAUUUUGAAGUCUAUAGAUUGCAUUGGUUUUCUACAGGAGGAUUUCAUAAUACCACUAUUUCAGCUUUUGAUAUAAGAGAUUUUGUCUUUUUUGAGACAAAACAAGUUCAGGAGUGGUGUUACUAUCCAGGUCGCAGAUAUCCACCAGAUCAUCCCCGUAAAUAUCAAGUGACCACGGAUUAUUGGUUCAUGUUGGGAUUGCGAUUUUCAGUUGUUGUUAUUUUUGAGCAUAUCUUAAUGGUCAUAAAGGGCAUUUUAGCAUAUGCCAUUCCAGAUAUUCCAAACAGAGUCCUAGUAGAACUUGCAAAAGAAAAGAGAAAAGAAAUAAGUGCAUAA